This is a messenger RNA of Chrysoperla carnea, 1696 nucleotides long. RefSeq names its product protein yellow-like. NCBI's taxonomy places the organism in Eukaryota, Metazoa, Arthropoda, Insecta, Neuroptera, Chrysopidae. The transcript has 4 exons. Bases 50 to 1696 code for a protein of 548 amino acids. Gene Ontology annotation, cellular component: extracellular region. The record is from RefSeq and is a predicted model, not a curated record.
UAGAAAGUUUAGUUAGUGUCUGUGACUUGUGUGUAGUGUUUUAAAAAGUAUGGCAUUAAUUUCACACAAUCUAUCGCCAUUAUCUCCACAAUCAUCUUCUUGGUUUUAUCAGUGGCAUAAUCAACCACCAAUUGAUGAUCAAUUAUUUGCACCACCACAACAUUUUAUAAAUGAACAACAACAUCAGCAUGGGCCAAUUAGUGGUUCAAGGGGUGAUAAUAAUUUAUUCCAUAAAAAUGUAGCACCUUCGUCACCAAUCCAUCAUAAUUUUGAAUCAAACGGAUUUUUAAAAUUGGAUAGCAGUUCACCUUUUGAUGAUAUACCAUUUUAUCGGAAUAAAAGUCGAAAAGAAAACAAUAAAUCAACAAAUUUUGUAAAUUAUUUGCCAUGGGUUUUAUCAGCAUUUUCGUUGGUUCAACCGCCACCACAAUCUCCAUCAAUUAAUUCAAGAAAUAGAUUAUAUCAAUCCAGAAUUGAAAAAAGUGGUCCCUUAAAUAUUUUUUAUCAAUGGUCUCAGUUGGAUUAUGCAUUUGAAUCAGAUCUUGAACGGAAUAUUGCAGUUAGUUCAGAUCGAUAUAUCCCAGAGAAUAAUUUACCUUUAGGUAUAGAAGCAUGGCGAGAUAGGGUAUUUAUUACGAUACCACGGUGGAAAAAAGGUGUUCCAGCAACGUUAACAUGGCUUCCACGUGUUCCAACGGAAAGAUCACCGAAACUAAAUCCUUAUCCAAAUUGGGAUUGGCAUUCUAGAGAAAGUUGCGAUAUUUUAACAUCCGUUUUCCGUAUAUUUGCCGAUUCAUGUGGACGUCUAUGGGUAUUGGACUCUGGUCAAGUAGAAGUAACAAUAAAUCCACGUCAAAUCUGCCCUCCAUCAAUAAUUGUUUUCGAUUUGAAAACUGAUAAAUUAAUAUUACGAUAUGAAAUUCCCGAACAAUACGUGAAACAGGACAGUUUGUACACCAACAUUGUUGUCGACAUACGUGAAAAUGAAUGCGAUGAUGCAUACGCUUACGUUACAGAUGUUUGGCGUUACGGUAUAUUGGUGUACAGUUUAAAAAAACAUGAAAGUUGGCGUUUAACUGAUGGAUACUUUUAUCCAGAUCCAUUAUACACCAAAUAUCAGUUAAAAGAUUUAAAAUUCCAAUGGAACGAUGGAAUUUUUGGUAUGGCAUUAAGUCCUUAUCAAAAUGGACGUGGCCAAACUGAUCGCUUACUAUUUUAUCAUCCAAUGUCAAGUUCACAGGAAUUUUAUGUUCCAGUCUCCGCAUUACGUAAUGAAACCUAUUUUAACGAUAAAGACGACCUUGUCCAAGUUUUAGGCGAAUCACGAGGUCUACUUGGACAAAGCUCCGCUUCAGGAAUGACACGUGACGGUGUAAUGUUUUACAAUAUGGUAUUACGUAAUAGUGUUGGUUGCUGGGAUUCUGGUAAAUCUUACACACGCAAUAAUUUAGGAGUUGUUGUACAAGAUAAUGUAACGAUGGUAUUUCCUAAUGAUUUAAAAGUUGAUCAAGAAAAACGGCAAAGUGUUUGGGUGUUAAGUAAUAAGCUACCUUUUUAUUUAUAUCGCGAACUAGAUCAAAAUGAUAUUAAUUUUCGCGUCUUCCAAGGAUAUACCGAUGAGAUUGUCAAAGGUACAAUAUGUGAUCCUAUUAUUCCCGAUACUCAUCAACAUUACCCUUCGUUAAUACAUUAUUAA